Molecule: messenger RNA, 9154 nt
Organism: Ictalurus punctatus (channel catfish)
Lineage: Eukaryota; Metazoa; Chordata; Actinopteri; Siluriformes; Ictaluridae
Gene: pappaa
Product: pregnancy-associated plasma protein A, pappalysin 1a
Exons: 23
Coding region: 770-5683 (1637 amino acids)
Molecular function (GO): protein binding; metallopeptidase activity
Source: RefSeq, a predicted model, not a curated record
GCAGAAACUCCUGAGUCUUCAAAGCAAAGCAAAGCAUCGCGCACGACGCAACGCAACCUGCCCUUCCUUCCUGCGUGUCUGUCCUGUCUGUCUAUCAGUCUGUCUGCACCCAACAGCCCCAGUGAGGAUCCCACGAUGCUCCUGAACCGCUGCAGCGCGCCCUGAUCUCAGCGCAUGGCAACUUUCAAGCCCAAAUGCAACUUUUAGGACUUUUAUUCCCAGUAUGCAAGCGCACGAGUUUCUGACGCGCCUUUUGCACGCGUGUGGCAUUUCUGACAUCGUGUUGCGAGUGGGAUAAAAAAAAAAAAAAAAAAAAAAAAAAAAAAAAAGCGCACAGGCGCACAGGCUGCUGGAGAUCAAUUCAGUGGGAGAUGAGAUGAGAGGAGAUGAAGGGGGCUUGAUUCCGAGUCCGAUCUCAACUCUGAUUGAUUACUUAUUAGUCACCCCCCCUCCCUUUGGAUCCCAGAUUCGUUCAAAAGGCAACGUGGAGCGCAGAAAUGAACGCACUGCCGAGCGCACUGGCGAGCUCGGAUCCGAAUAGAAGACUCACUUUGGUAAGCACGAGGAGCAUGGUGGCGGUUUAUAGAGACUAAUAAUAAGAGAGCUGGUGCUUGGGUUUGUUCACCUCGGACGCGGAUCUUCGCCUUUGACAGCUGCUGAGAGGAAAAUCUAGAACUUGCGUGCGUCCUUGCACGUUUCCAAAUCCCCCCUCCUCCCUUUUUUUUCGGGAUAAAAGCAAACUAACAAAAAAAAAAAAAAAAAAAAAAAAAUGAAAGUGUGGACUUUCCUGCCGUGGCUCCCUUGCCUCGUUAUCCUAAUCCUGUGCGUCGGGUCGGAGUGCGGCCCCGUGUGGAGGAAAGGUCGGUCCAAGCGCGAGCUCGUGAAGCUCCGGGAGGCUCGGGCGAGCGUGCCGGGCGCGUGCGCCACCCGCCUUCCACGCGGCAAGCGCUCCGUGCCGGGGCUCGAGCGGCGUCUGCCCCGCCAGCGCCGGCGCGCCUCCGCGGCCGACGAGAACGAGGACGCGUCCGUCUCCGCCGCGUCUUCCGCGCACGGCCACGCUGUUUACUUCACAGGACGUGGAGACCAGCUGCGCCUCAGAUCGGCGGAGGAAAUCCCGAGGGGAAACUUUACUUUGGGGAUGUGGGUGAAGCCCGAAGGAGGACAGCGCUCCCCUGCCGUGAUCGCAGGCCUCUUUGAUAAGUGUUUCUAUGCCUCAAGUGACCGGGGAUGGCUGCUGGGUAUCAAGACAGUUAGUGAGCAAGGCAACCGAGACCCUCGCUUCUUCUUCUCUCUCAAGACGGAUCGGGCACAUAAGGUCACCUCUAUCCACUCCAACACCCUUUACCUGCCUGGUCACUGGGCCCACGUGGCAGUCACGUACGAUGGCAUUUACAUGAGACUGUUUGUGAAUGGUGCUCAGACUGCUGUUAGCAGAGAACAGUCUGGAGAUGUCUUCUGCUCUCUUACUAAGAAGUGUAAGGUGUUGAUGGUGGGCGGAAAUGCCUUGAACCAUAACUACCGAGGUUCUGUUGAGCGAGUGACUCUCUGGCGUCAAGCCCUCUCCCAGCGCCAAAUCAUAAAGGACAUGCAUGGCCACGAGGACUCUCACUAUCAAGCAGACCUCAUCAUCCGGGAGAACUUUGAGCACCCCGAGCGCAAGUGGCUGGUGGUGAAGGAUGGGAAUUUCCCACGACCGGACGAAGGCCCUCGGGCUGGGCUGGCCUCUCUGGACACAACCCUAGAGCCGCCAGCCUGUGGUCAGACAGUGUGCGAUAAUGUGGAGGUUGUGCGCAACUACAACCACUUUUGGACCUUCCGGAGACCCAAGACGGUGCGCUACCGUGUGAUCAACGUGUAUGAUGAUGAGUACCGUAGGCCUACCGUGACUGAUCAGCAGAUCUUUCUGCAGCAACAGGAAUUGAAUGAAGCCUUCAGCAUGUACAACAUCACCUGGGAGCUGACGGUUCAUAACAUUAGCAACUCCACGCUGCGUUCCCGGUUAGUGCUAGCCAACUGCGAUAUCAGUAAGGUUGGCGAUGAGGACUGCGAUCCUGAGUGUAACCACACCCUGACCGGAUUUGAUGCCGGGUACUGCAAGCCCAGAGCUCGCUGUGCUGAGCACAAGCCAGGCAAUGGUGUGUGCGAUCUAGAAUGCAACUGGGAUAACUUUGCUUACGAUAAAGAUGACUGCUGUAACCCCAAUAUCACUGACGUCACCAAGACGUGCUUCAAUCCUGCCUCACAUUUAAGGGCCUACCUGGAUGUGAAGGAGUUGAAAGACAUCCUCAAAGUAGAUGGCUCUACGCACCUUAACAUCUUCUUUGCCAAUUCCACUAAUGAGGACCUGGCUGGAGUGGCCACCUGGCCGUGGGACAAGGAGGCCCUGACCCAUCUCGGAGGAAUAGUGUUAAAUCCGUCUUUCUACGGCACGUUCGGCCACACUCACACCAUGAUCCAUGAAAUCGGCCACAGCCUGGGCUUGUACCACGUCUUCAGAGGCAUUUCAGAGAUCGAGUCCUGCAACGAUGCCUGUUUGGAGAUGGAGCCUUCGCUGGAAACAGGAGACUUGUGUGCCGACACGAACCCAACGCCAAAAUACAAGCACUGUCGAGACCCUGAGCCUGGAAAUGAGACGUGUGGCUGUAGCAACUUUAUCCACACGCCUUUCAAUAAUUACAUGAGUUACGCAGAUGACACCUGCACUGAUUCGUUUACCGAAAACCAAGUGGCUCGCAUGCAUUGCUACUUGGACUUGGUUUAUCAGACAUGGCAGCCCAACUACAAGCCCCCUCCUGUCCCGAUGGCACCCCGUGUGGUGGAACAACGUCAGGACUCCAUCGCUGUAGAGUGGUUCCCUCCAAUCACGGGCCACUUCUAUGACAGAGAAGUGGGAUCAGUGUGUGAUAAAUGUGCCGAAGGCCGAGUUUUUCUCCAGUACGCUUCCAACUCCUGGUCUCCACGUCCCUGCUUGCCUUCUGGACACUGGAGCCCACGAGAAGCUGAAGGUCCACCAGAUGUGGAGCAAGUAUGUGAGCCAAGUGUUCGUACCUGGAGCCCCCACAAUGGCAUGGAGGUGGGCCUGGUACCGCCGCAAUGUCCACUGCAGGGCUGCAUGUUGCAGCUGGAAUUUGCAUACCCGGUUGUGCCCGAGUCGCUCACCGUCUGGGUGACGUUCUGUUCUUCAGAGGAGACGGCUCUUCCUGCUAUCCACAACAUCAUAUUGCUUUGUGUAAGUGGGCAUAACCUCUCUCUGGGUCCCAGUGAUGUGUUCUGCGACACGCCUCUGACCGUCAAGCUGGACGUAAAGGAGAAGGUCUACGGUGUGCAGUUCUUCACCAUGGAGCAGCACCUGGAGAUCGAUGCCACUUUGCUCACGUCCAAGCCCGACUGCCCACUCUGCCAGGAUUGUGAGGAGUUGCGUUACAGACUCCUGCGCCAACCGUCGUUUAGUCACGCUCCGCGAGGCAUCGAGCUCAGCGACUCGGCACGGAGAUACCUGGACAGGGAUGUGAUGCAUGGUGUGAUGUACACCUACCAGGUUCAGACCAUCACCAGAUGGGGAGAUAGCGAACCGUCUCCUCCUUUAUCCCACCGUCUUGGAGCACCAUACUGUGGAGAUGGGAUCGUCCAGAGGUCCCAAGGAGAGCAGUGCGAUGAUAAGAACACCAUAAAUGGGGAUGGCUGCUCAAGUCAAUGUAGGAAAGAGCCGUUUUUCAACUGUGUAGGCGAACCCAGUACAUGCUACUACUACGAUGGUGAUGGAGUUUGUGAGGACUUUGAACGGGAGACCAGUGUAAGGGACUGUGGUCUGUACACCCCGAGCGGUUUCCUGGAUCAGUGGGCCACUACGGUGGAGACGUCCCAUGAGCAAAGGCUAUACUGCCCAGCUGAGGUGGCAUCGGGAUACCCUGCGAUCACCAAGACUUGCCAGUCCAAGGUGUAUGACUUGUCUCAUGGUAUUUCCCAGUAUGCCUGGUUUCCUUGUCGUGAAGCCCAGCAGGUUUCCUGGUACCGCCCAUACUGGCUGAAGGCGUAUUUCUCGCACCCGAUGGUAGCCACAGCAGUCAUCAUCCACUUGGCAGCAGACGGGACGACCAUUUUUGACUCGGUGCAACAUCAGACGCAAUGCAACAUCUCUGUGCAGCUGGUAGACACCAAGGACAAGAUCCACAGCUUAGGUAACUGGCGCCUGAGCUGCCGCACCAACCCACUGGUGAUCCCCGUGAGCCAUGACCUCAGCAUGGCUUUCUACCACACCAAGGCUAUCCUCCUGAUCUUCCGCUGCCCAUUGGUGGCCAUCUCCGGUGUGGGUCUGCGUUCCUUCCAGUUCUUCGACCCUAUCACCAUCAGCAGCUGCCAGAGCAAUGAGAUCUAUAACCCCAUGGGCCAAAGUUGCGUUCAUUACUCCUGUGAGGCCAUCGACUGCCAGGAGCCGAAGGUCCGCAAUGCAGAGCUACGAUGUAGCGGUGGCUUUUUCAACGGCGCCCGAUGCACUGUCACAUGCAACAGUGGCUACGUGCUGCAGAUCCACCGGGACGAUGACCUCAUCAAGAGCCAGUCAGGAUCUACGGUGACCAUUACCUGUACAGAUGGCAAGUGGAACAAGCAGGUGUCCUGUGAGCCCGUUGACUGUGGCCUCCCUGACAAGUACCAUGUUCACCCUGCCAACUUUUACUUUCCCGAGGGUACCACCUAUGGCAAGAAGUGCACCUUCCAGUGCAGGGAACCUGCUCAGCUAGUAGGAACUAAUAACACACUGACAUGCAUGGAGGACGGCCUGUGGUCCUUCCCGGAGGCCUUGUGUGAGCUGCGUUGUCCUGCUCCUCCCAUCAUCCCCAAUGCAGUAUUGCAGACCAAACGUUGUAACGAGACUGGCCUCAAAGUGGGCUCACUUUGCAAGUACAAGUGCAAGCCUGGCUACCAUGCCACCAACAAGCCCAAGAGACGGGCAUUUAAGAUGCAGUGCACAGAAGACGGCCGAUGGCUGGAGGGAUCAUGUGAGCCGGUGAUGUGUCCUCCACCUCCGCCGGUCUUCCACGGCAUGUACCACUGCACUGAUGGCUUCCUAUUCGACAGCAUGUGCUGGCUGCAGUGCCACUCUGUCAACAGCACGGCAAAGGCAUCUGCUCCCUGCAAGCAGCAAGGCACACACCCCAACAUGAUCCGCUGCAGGAAGGAUGGAAACUGGACCGGAUCUUUCCAGAUUUGUCCACAGAUUAAGGGUCAGUGUGCUUUACCACGGAACCUGCAUCCAGGCAUCCGGCUCAGCUGCAAGAAAGGACACGCCAUAGGAGCAGAGUGUGAGCUUUCAUGCAGGGACAUGAACAGUGAUGUGGUCAUCCUGCCUGACAACAUGACAGCUAACAGUGUUCUGCAGCACCACUGGAUGAACCCACCCAAAGUCACGCAUAUAACAUGCACCAUGGGCUUGAAAUGGUACCCACAUCCUGAGGUCCUCCACUGCAUCAAAGGUUGUGAGCCAUUCCAGGGCGACAAUUAUUGUGACGCCAUGAACAACAGAGCGUAUUGUAACUACGAUGGAGGAGACUGCUGCCAGUCCACUGUCAAGACUAAGAAGGUGAUCUUCUUUCCAUCAUCGUGUGAUCCGCAGACCGAUUGUGCCUGCCGGGACCCCAAAGCACCAGAAAACAGAAAAGACGAGCAUGUGUACUCUCUGGGCUGAGAGAAAGAGUGCAGCCAUGGAAAGCCCAGCUAUAGACUGGGUUCAAGCAAGAUAUUCUUCCAGAUAUGCUGCUUCACAAGUGUACCUCUCCUGUCCUGUCUCACUCCUCCAUGUCAACGUGUCUCCCUGCUAUCUUCUGUCACGUCUUGGAAGGUCUACCCAUCUCCAACUCAUUGGGAAGAAAAAAAAGAAGGAUAGAAAAAAAGAAGACAGGUGUGGGAAUGAGAAUAUACCCAUGUGUAGUAAAGAAGGAAUGUUUUUCUCUCAUCAAACCAGAAAAAAAAAAAAAGAUGAUAGAUUCUGGUUAGCAUGCCUAUCUGUGCCAGCUUUCAGUGUUCACGUCUAUUUUGCUGAAGUUUGUUUGUUGUUGUAGUUCGAAGUGAAAGGAAACAUUUUGGCAAAAAAAUUGACACCACAAGGGCUUUGAUGUUUGUUUUUGAAAGCUUCUUUGUAUUGAAAUUGCGAAGGGGACUAAAUAGGUCCUAGAGUAAUGGGUGUCCACUCAUGCUGGGAAUACAUCCUGCAUCAGAAACCACAGAAAAUGGGGAAAAACCAAGGAUUUAGGUGUUUCCAUUGAGAGUCUAGUCCUGAUUCUGAGAUACCAAAAUGUGCAAAAUACAAAGGACCUAAAAAUUUGCAGGUAGUUUUGGAAAUUUUGGUAGUUAGCAAAAAAAUAAAUAAAAAAUCAGCAUCUAUCAAAUCCCAAAUUGGUCACCCACUUAGUUUUAAUAAACAGUGAUGGUAUAGGCAAUUAUGUAUGCUAAUGAUACUACUCCACCCUAAUGUUUAUCAGGUCUUCAAAGAUGGCAGUUGUUUUGACAUCAACCCAAAACCAACAUGAAAGUGAACUCGCCAUGUUAGCAUGGCUUCAGUUUAUGUUGCUGCUGUUCCUGCUGCUACUUUGCCAUCAUGGCCAAUCUUAUUUCUUAUGAAGCUGGAGUUAUGACUGCCUUAACAGUUACCUCAAGAUGCCAGACUCAUCCAAAAGUCUUCGUUCAAGAAAUGAUCGAUUUAUGACCUCAAGAAUGUCGGUUAUAAUCUGCAUACAUUUUGAAUGUAAAGACAGGGUUAGCAUGUUCAGUCGUAUCACCAGCGCUUAUCCAGAAUCCGAACUCUUUGAAUUUGCCAAAUUAACAAUGAUCUCUUUCUCUUUGACUGUCUGUCAAAAAUGGCAUUUUGUCCACAGUGUAUUAGUGUACUUGUGCCAAAUUUCCUACACCAGCAAUUCUCAAAUAGGGGUCCAUGCACCAUAGCCAGGAAAUAACAUCCCACCAUUAUUAAAUCGAUUGUAUUUAUUAUAGAGUGCUUAUAGUGAUUAGCCAGUUCCCUCAAAUUAAAUGGGUUUAAUACAAACCUGUAAGCCAAGUCAGCCUACGAAUAACAUCUGAUAGAAUCUAACACCAUCUAUCAGGUGAAAUUUCAGGAAUAGAUAGCUCUCGAACUGCUGCUCAGAGAAACGUGCUGUCUACCCUCUUCCGCAUACAUGAGCUGACCCGCACCCAUGAUUAGUUAGCAGUGCAGAGUAACGCCAUCCCUCCCACCCAGUUUUACAUUCUUAGACUCGCAGCUGCGGCAUCAUCGGGAUUCGAACUUCUGAUGAUCAUAGAUUAAAGCUUUAACAGCUAUGUAGCUUGAUGCUAGCGAGUCUGUAUACAAUUUCUCAAAACUAGAAUCGAAGUAAUGAUCAUUUUUGGCGGCUGGAUGCUCAAUCCAUACUCUCACAGUAGUACAACUUCUACAGAGUUGUUUUUUUUUUUUUCAAUUUGGAGAGUUACUUUUUAUGAGGUGACGAACCCACAUCUGGACACUUUUCCACAGCCGUACCCCAAAUUAUCAUGUGUCUAUAUUCAGAUCAGUACAAUUCAACAUUGGUGUUAGCCCUGAAACUUGCAUUCGGCGGCCCGUCUCCUCACCCUGCAUGUAAAAUCCAGAUUCCUAAAGCACUGUACUGUAUUUCCCUCCAUGGAACCGGCGUAAGGCUCUAAAUAGAAAACUUCAGGAAAUACAUGGAUGUAAGCGGCACAGAUUCAUUAGGCAUAGCAAACCAAGGAAGUCAUUCGAGGUGAAUGUCAUUGUAAAUACUUCAUAGAGGCUUAUCAAGACAAUGAUUGUUUUUCGUAGCGCUUCUAUUAGUCUGGAAAAAAAAAAAAAGUCAGUUUUCCUUCAUUUAUAUUUCUUAAAAAAUAUAGAAAAGAACUGAAAAAAAAAAAUCACUUUAUGUAUCGGUAAUCAGUAUUUGUAUUAAUGACCUCAGAUACUGCACUUUUGAGUAGCCAUUAAAGGGAAAGUCUCCAAACUUUUAGUAAAAACGCUGCUAUUGUAAAACGUUGAAUUUAAAACAAAACAAACAAACAAAAAAAUGGUAUCAAAUAUGGUAUUGUGAUAUUCCUCUCUUUGUGGUUAUUGUGUUUCACCUGAUUUUAGCUGUUGAAUGGGACAAAACUCAUCGUACGUUAGAUUCAUGUGCCUGGUCUGGAACUGCGAAACUGGCUUUAAUAUCCAUACGUAUUGUUCAUAGAAGGAUUUGCAUCGUAAAACAUUGUAUCGUAUUUGUUGUAUGUGCAUUUUUUUUUAUUGUUUUGUUUUGUUUUAUUUGUUUUUUUUGGAAAUGUAUUUGAUGCUAUCGGCCAUCGGCACAAAGACUUGUAGAAUACUGAAGGAUUUUUUUUUUUUUUUUUUUUUUUUUGUAAUGAAUUAACUACAAAGAAUAAAAAAGCACCAAAAAAAAUAAAUAAAAAAAAAACAAAAAAAAAAAACAAAAAAAACAAAAACAAAGGAAAUAUCUCACUGAAGAAAAGCCAGUUUAUUAAAAAAUAUAUUAUACCGAGAGCGGACAAGAAAUAUUAUAGAGAUUUUGGUUUGUUCUAUAGUCCUGAAAGAGGAUUUAUUAUGUUUAUUAUUACAGUGAUAUGUUAUUGUACUCUGUAUGGACCAUUUUUAUUGCUUCAAAAGCGAGACUCAUCAGCAAUCAUUACACAAGGCCAAUUUUCCAUGAACAGGACUUCAGGUUGACAGCUGGGAGAGCCAAAGCUUUGUCCUUACACGUGUUCUCGUCUACCGUUUAGGAGGUGCGAUCGACCAGUUUCCAGCCUCCUCGUGUUUUUCCACAACAAGACCAAAAUCCACACUGUGUUGUCGCUUUACACUCUGCUUCCCCCCCCCUUCCUCCGCCACCCAAAAAAAGGACGCAGUAUCUAAAGCCAUAUAUGUUGAUGUUUCCGACGGGAUGCUCGACUCUGCUGUACACACCACGGGAUCUCUGUCUGUACCUCAUGCCUGUAGUGUUUGCUGCUUCUGUGUGUGUUUUUUUUUUUUGUGUGUGUGUGUCUCUCGGCGAUAUGUUACGGUGUACAUAGUAGAACUAUUUAUUGAGAGUGUUAUACUUUUUUUUUUUUUUUUUAAGUUAUAUUUUUAAUGUUCAUGUAAGUUAUUUUUACAUUGGUCUUAUAAACGUAAAAGAUGAAAAAAGGA